This is a messenger RNA of Dentiscutata erythropus, 2256 nucleotides long. NCBI's taxonomy places the organism in Eukaryota, Fungi, Glomeromycota, Glomeromycetes, Diversisporales, Gigasporaceae. The record is from the annotation of a GenBank genome assembly.
AUGCGUCAAGAAGCCUUAAGAGAAGAGGCCAUAAAGAGUAUGGCUAAACGGCCUGGCUAUGGCAAGUUCGGACGACAGACCCAACUUAUUACUAAUUACUUUGAAAUCAAAAGGAUCGCGAAUAGGGCGUAUUUUGAAAAAUAUGAGAUUACAAUGAAACUGCAAACUCAUCAAAGGCCCGGAGGAGAAGGUUCUCAUCGCCAAAAAGCUCCCAAACAAUUGAAACAACUUCCGACUCACGUCCAACGCGCUAUAUUUCAACAAUUAGAAAAGCAAGAGCGUAACGGCUGGUUCAAAGGGGCUGGUGUCGUCUUUGAUGGGAGCACCGCAAUAUAUUCUACCGAUCUUUUGAAUUUAAACUCUGAUUCUGGGAUAACAUCGGUCACUUUAAAAGAUGAUCAGGACUUCAGAGGGAAUCCUUCCGAGUAUAAAGUCGAAAUUCGAAGGAUUGAUAAAAUUGACAUAGAUGAAUUAAAAAAGUUUCUUGAAGGAAAUGAAAUGAAGUGGGAAUAUUUUGAUUUAGCUGGCCUUAGAGGGCUUAAUGCCUUAAUACAUCAUAUGCCGUCAAUGAAGUAUACUCAAUUUGGUGAAUCUACAUAUUUACCUUCGACGCGUAGAUCUUUGGGUGGAGGUGUAGAAUUAUGGAUGGGUUGGUUUGAAAGCGUAAGGCCCGGACAAGAUAGCUAUUUUGUCAAUGUUAACACUACUUAUACUGUUUUUUACGAGCCGGGACCCAUGCACUCUCUAAUUAUUAAAUAUCUUAAAUUAGACAACAUUCCGGAUCGAUUUACUCAACAACAACAGGAUAAAAUUUCCGAACUUGUUCAUGGAUUGCAAUUUAAAGCCAUCCAUCGCCCUAAAGUCAAAACACGAUUCAAAAUUAAAAGAUUAUGCUCCACUAACGCGCGCGACAACAUGGUUGAUAUCCCAGAUUCUGAAGAAAAAAUUAGUAUUUAUUCUUAUUACCAGCGAAGAUAUAACAUAAAUUUAAAAUGUUUACAUCUCGUCGAGCUUGAAGGUCGGAAGAAUGACAAAAUUCCAAUUGAAUUAUGCGAUAUUAUUGAGCUAUCUAGUGCUCAAAGAGGACAUAUGAUUAAACAUACUGCAUUGCGUCCUCAAGACAACAUGGAUAGAAUUACUGAAGGUGUUCAGAAUGUCCUGCAAUUCGGAAAAGAUUUUAAAUUAAAGAAAUUUGGAAUGAGCAUUGAAGAAAAAAUGGCAGUAAUUCCAGCUCGCAUAUUAAAAGCUCCCAAAGUAUCAUAUCAUAUAACAUCCAAAGCAGGUGGCACAGUUAAACCUCGUGAAGGUGGAUGGAACCUUCGAGAUCGAAAGUUUGUCAGAAGCGGUAAAACACUUCAAUAUUGGGUGGUAGUUGCAUUUGUUCAACAACAAAAGUUAUCAUUUUCGCAAGCCAAACAAUUCAUAAAAGAACUUGUAAAUACAAGUAGAAGUCAAGGAAUGGAUAUCGCAGAAGGUAACCCACGAGUCAACUAUGUCAAGCCCAAUGGUGAACCACAUACCUAUCAACACCUUGUCAUAAAAGAAUAUAAUAACGCUAAGAAUCACCUAAAGAAUGAUCUUCAAUUGAUGCUUUUUAUUCUUCCGGACGAUGAUGAAAAACGAUAUCGAGCAAUAAAAUAUACAGCAGAUACAGUUCUCGGCGUUCCUUCACAAUGUGUCCAAGUUGAUAAAGUAGGAAAGACAAGUAAACAAUAUUGCGCGAACAUUGCAUUAAAAAUAAAUUUAAAGCUGGGAGGGACAAAUCAAUCUCUUGAAGAUAACGAAUUACCCCUAUUCGCACAAGAGCCGGUAUUGCUGCUUGGUGCCGAUGUCACACACCCAACCGGUGGACGUGCUGGUCCUUCAAUUGUUGGUUCACUCGAUCGCCAAGGUGGUCGUUUUACUCCAAAACUUGAAAGCCAGAAAACUAGACAAGAAAAGAUUGAAAAUAUGAGUGGGAUGGUAUUGGAAAUUUUGAGAGACUAUCGUGAUAAAAAUAGUAUUUUACCUCGACGGAUUAUCAUGUACCGAGAUGGUGUAUCUGAAAGUCAAUUUGAAAUGGCUUGUACAAAAGUGGAAGAGGGUUAUAGGCCCCCAAUAACUUUUGUAGUCGUCGGUAAACGACAUCAUACACGAUUUUAUCCGCGGCAUGAACGCGAUGCUGACAGAUUGCAUUUGGAACAACAGCAGCGUGGUGAAACGGAGUUUGUAUUGAAGGAAGUUAAAGAAAGCUUAGCUAAAGGUACGUAUUUUUAA